Messenger RNA from Gossypium raimondii (Peruvian cotton), 1230 nucleotides. Its product is annotated as transcriptional corepressor LEUNIG_HOMOLOG-like. NCBI's taxonomy places the organism in Eukaryota, Viridiplantae, Streptophyta, Magnoliopsida, Malvales, Malvaceae. The record is from RefSeq and is a predicted model, not a curated record. Gene Ontology annotation, molecular function: transcription corepressor activity. The transcript has 7 exons. The coding region runs from base 403 to 960 and encodes 185 amino acids.
GAAAGAUUGGAAGCCCGCCCACUUAUCAUCCUAAACCCUAACCCCGCCAAUAUCUCUCCUUCGGCUCUACCCUUUUAUCAAAACAGAGCGCCACUUCUCACUCGCUUCUCAUAACUCAAAACACCAAACCCCCCCUUCGCAACUGCUCACUUUCGCCAGGUCUAUGGGGCUUUACGCAUGACUCUGAAAAUAUUCUUGAUGUGGAAUUCCAAAAUGGUAAUAGAUGGUGGUGAAGACACAACUGUUGCAGCUUUAUGGCUUGAGGCUCGUAUCAGUAAUUCUUGAGGUUUAUUGAAUUUAUCUGGACCUGGAGAGACGAUUCAGGCGCAACGUCUAGUCCUGUCUCUGUUUUACAGUAUUCACACGUCAGCUAUCAAAAUAAAGCAACGCAUAUUUUUUCUCAUGUUUCUUAGUUCUGUCUUUUGGGACAUAUUUAUAUCGAGAACAAAUGACAAGCAUUCAGAGGCUGCUGCAGCAUACAUAGAGGCACAACAAAUCAAGGCAAAGGAGCAACAACAGUUGCAGAUGCAGCAGUUGCAACUGAUGCGUCAAGCUCAGAUGCAACGCAGGGAUCCUAAUCAUCCUUCUUUAGGUGGUCCUGUAAAUGCAACUGGCUCCGAAGGAAUGCUAGGGCAGUCAAAUGCAAGUGCAUUGGCAGCAAAAAUGUAUGGAGAGCGCAUGAAACACCCAAAUGCAAUGAAUUCAGAGACAUCCCAGCCACUUCUUGAUGCUACGGUGGCCCUUUUAAAAUCAGCUACAAAUCAUCCUGGUCAGUUGGUUCAAGGAAAUCAAGGAUGUGUAACUGCAGCAUUGCAACAAAUUCAGGAAAUUAAAGGUGACGUGAAUUUAGGCGGUCCACAGAGAGCCAUGCCCAUGGAUCCCUCCUCAAUUUAUGGACAGGGAAUCAUGCAGUCAAAACCUGGAAUAGGAAAUACAGACUGGUGUGAACAAGCUUGCUGAUUUGGUUGGAGGCACUCUUGGACCAAAAGGCAGGAAUGUCGUUCUAGAGAGCAAAUAUUAUUGCUGAACUAGUGCCAAUAGGUGGAUAUAUCUAUUUACUUAUGUAUGUUAUGCAUAUCAAAGCAUUAUUGUAUUAGUUAGUUUUUUAAUAUUAACUAAUACAAUAAUUGCAAAAGAGAAUAUUUUUAACAUUGUAACUUUUAAUAUUAUUGUAAGAAUAUUUUGAAUUAUACUUCAGUUAUCAAUUUAUGUUAUAUAUUUUUUGUUGAA